AGGAACAUUUAAAAGAUCUUGAAGAAGAAAUAGCCAAACGUUUAGAGGAGAAUUCAAAGAAAGACGACGAAGAUGUCAACGAAUCAGAUAAUGAGACAGAAGAUGAAGAUGCUCAAAGUUUCAGUACGAUCGGAAACAUUUUAAAGGGAACCAAAGACACUACUUUACAUGUAGGAGGUAAACUAAAAGACAGAGUCAAGGAGAAUGUCGAUGACGUAAGUAAGAAUAUACUUAAACUUGGGGAUAGAAGCAUCAAGAUAAAGGACGAGCUGUUAGGAAUAGGAUCAGAAGUGUUAGGAAAAGGAUUAGGAGCCGUCGGUCAGAUGCAAGAGAUAAUUACGGACAUCGCUCAAAAAAUGAAAGAUCCGCUUAACAAAAUACGCGACAGUUUUAAAGAGAAGGCUAAAAAAAUUGUUACAGAACUUGAAAGCAAAGCCAGAGAGGCCACAGGAAAAUUGAGAGAAAAGUUGGUAGAAAAGAUUGCCGUCUUAAAGGAAGACAUAAAAAUAAUUGAAAGCAAAUUAGAAAACCAAAUUAGUAAGUUAAAAGAAGUUACCGAAAAAUUGAUAGUCGAGAUGAAGAGCAAGGUUCAGAAACUGGUAGAGGAAAUUAAAAAUGUUUUAAAAAAGCUUAAUGAAUUGUCGACAGAAAUCAGUGAGAAGAUAAAAGAAAGAGUUAAAGAUCUUCUACGCAUUAUUCUGGACAUCAAAGGAGAUGUUAAAGGAAAGCUUGAAGACAUUGGAGACAAAGUGAAAGACAAAUCUAAAGAUCUUUUAGACAAAUCUAAAGAUCUUUUGGGCAAUCUUAAGGGAAAUGCCGAAGAAAAAAUCAAAGACAUCAAAGAUAAGUUAAAGGAAAAUAUUCUCGCUAAUGCCGACGAGUUUAAAAAUAUUAUUGUGAAGAUCGAAGGACAAUUAAAGAAUUCAAUGCAAUCUAUUCAGAAUAAGGUCAAGGAGAUCACAGAAAGUACCAACGAAACAUUAAAGAAGUUGCGUGAAAAUUCUCAAGAUAUAAUUAAAAAACUCGACGGCAAUUUUAGAGAAGUCUUUGAGACAAUAAAAGAAAAAGCUAAGGACGUCAAAGAUGAUCUUAAAGAAACGCUCGAGAAGCUUGCUACAGAAGUGAAGGAAAAACUUAAAAACAUUCCGGAAAUAAUCGAUAUCAUUAAAGAAAAGGUCGAGAAGAUCGCCAAAGAUUUAGGAAUUGCAAUGGAAGACUCACUAAAGAAUCUCAAAAAUCACAGUGAGAAUAUCAAAAAGAAGAUUGAAAAUAAUGUAAACAACUUGAAGAACAAGAUCGGUAAAGAUGCCAAGGACAUCACGGAGGAAGUCACGGAAAACUUGGAUGAUGCAAUCAGUGAUUCUUAACUAAGGCUUCUGGGAACAAUUUCUCUUUGUAGCAAGAUCCUCUACAAAUUAUGACUUAUGACACGACGUUCAUCAAAACUACGCAUUUACCGAAAAGAAAAA
Pseudomyrmex gracilis is the source of this 1469-nucleotide messenger RNA. Its product is annotated as protein DR_1172-like. The transcript has 2 exons. The coding region runs from base 324 to 1367 and encodes 347 amino acids. NCBI's taxonomy places the organism in Eukaryota, Metazoa, Arthropoda, Insecta, Hymenoptera, Formicidae. The record is from RefSeq and is a predicted model, not a curated record.